Messenger RNA from Lampris incognitus (smalleye Pacific opah), 2066 nucleotides. RefSeq names its product SUMO peptidase family member, NEDD8 specific (gene senp8). Lineage: Eukaryota; Metazoa; Chordata; Actinopteri; Lampriformes; Lampridae. The transcript is spliced from 2 exons. Gene Ontology annotation, molecular function: deNEDDylase activity; cysteine-type peptidase activity. The record is from RefSeq and is a predicted model, not a curated record. The coding region runs from base 240 to 878 and encodes 212 amino acids. Gene Ontology annotation, biological process: proteolysis.
GGAGCGCUACACAACAUCACUGUGAUUGGUUAAACGUAGCCUGGCCAACUAACGAACGAUUUCCAUUGGUUCGAAGGCGCUCAGGACUCUCCCAUUUUUCCUCAUGCACUACUGUCGUAAAACGUUUUCGGUCGUGGAGCGGUUUACGGUUGACACCGCAAUGAGGGAGGACGGUUUAAUAGUUCUGGAUGUUUUUGGUUGAAUGUGUUUCUUGAGACUGAUCCCAUCUGUCUUAAAGAAUGGACCCCGUAGUGCUGAGUUAUCAGGACAGCCUCCUGCGACGCUCCGAUGUGGCCUUACUGGAGGGGCCUCACUGGCUCAAUGAUCAGGUCAUUGGCUUUGCCUUUGAGUACUUUGUCGCUGAGCGUUUCAAAGGCCUGGGUGAUACCAUCAUCUUUAUCAGCCCAGAGGUCACCCAGUUUAUAAAGUGUGCUUCCUGUCCGGAGGAGUUGGCCCUAUUCCUUGAGCCGCUUGAUCUGGCUUCUCGUCGAUGGGUCUUCCUUGCUGUCAAUGACAACUCUAACCAAACUGCAGGGGGCUCCCACUGGAGCUUACUGGUCUACUACCAUGACUCUGCUCACUUUGCCCACUAUGACUCCCAGAAUGGGGGCAACUCACUACAUGCAAAACGUAUCGCCAGUAAGCUUGAGCCUUUCCUGGGGACUAGGAGAAAAGUGCUAUUUGUGGAGGAGCCCUGCCCAUCGCAGCAGAACAAUUAUGAUUGUGGCAUGUAUGUUAUCUGUAAUGCUGAAGCGCUGUGUGAAAAGGCCAGGGUGGAGGGCUCCCCCAACCUUCCAGUGCAAACCAUCACUCCAGCCUACAUCACCCAGAAGAGAGCUGAAUGGUGCAGACUGAUCCAGACACUGGCCAAAGAUUGACCACUCCUGUUUUUUUUUUUUUUGCCUUGGCUUGCUCUCAAUAAGCAGAACAGCUGUCAGCCUUCCCCAACACAUCUGCUGCCGCAACCUAUGAAUGCACUCCAGAAUCUAAUGCAGAAUAUUAUAAUAUAGUCCCUCUAAUAUGAAAAAAAAACCUGUAGCAUAUGAAACAAUGUUACAAAGCUUUUAAGAUUCAGAAUCAUAAGAAUUUAUUAAGAUGACUAUAAACCCCCCAAAUUGAUACAGCCUAAAUUCUUUGUUUAUCUGUAGCAACACAUGCAAGAUGUAAACAACACACCAGCAUGCCUAUAAAAUGAAUAAUUAUUCCCAUGUACAUAAGGGUGGGGAAUAUGUAACGCAUCUUGAGAGGAAAGAAAAGCAUUUCCCAGUUUCAGUUAUUUUCCUUUCAAGUGAUUGUGGGAAUGUUUACAAAGAUUAUUGCUCAGGGUCAUUUUAGAUGAGCUACGAUUGACGUCAAGAAUGUGCAUCAUAUGGUUAAUUUUUGCCAGUGAUUUUUAGAUUUCAAAUUGUGAACUGGGCAUCUUUGUCUACAUUUUGUUAUACCUAUUUGAUUUAGAUUUACAUCCAUUUUAAUUGGCUGCCUACCAUCAUUUUCUAUGAAACUCAGUAGGGGUGAGGCAUGCAUGAGAUCUAAAGCUUGUAAGGAAAACAAAUGAAAAGAGGUAAGAGUAAUUUAUUGUUCAUUAGUUUCUUAAUAAAAUUAUAACAUCACUAAAUUUAGCCAUUCUUAUUUUCAGCUCAUGCCAUCUGUUUUUCUCCAUAUAAUCUUAUGUUUUAUUUAAUUUGUACUGAAGAUCAACAUUUGUAUUACAUGUUUAUUCACAACAAUCUCACACCAAAGAAAUGUAUGGAAGGAGUCCACAUGCAUUCUGUUUAGUCUAAAUGUUGGACUAAAAAAAGCCUUGGAUUAUCUGAACUGUACUUUUAGAAUUAGGGAUAAUGUUUACCCACAGCCUUGUCUACAGUUGUAUACUGCAGCAACAUGCAAUAAGGAAGAUCUUAACAAUUCCAAAUCCAUCUCCAACUGAAUGCAUCGCUCACCUUUAAACUGAAAUCUUGUACAAGAACAUCCAAUGACUUAUCUAAACUCUGAAACACAUUUUUUUCGAGUGUGGGAGAAAAUGAAUAGCGAUGGAAUGUUGAAUUGUCGCUUAAUAAAAGCCGAGA